AUGACCGCGCAUCUCGCUUAUGUACACCGUCACCUCGCCGCUGCCAAAUCCAUGAAUCAGACCAGCAGCGAGAGCGACAGGCUCUGUCUCGCCUUCCCCGGAUCCCUGCGUCGCUGUGGUGACGGUACCAGCACCAGCACCGGCACCAGCACCGGCACAAUCAAGUAUGAAUACAUGUUUGAAAAGGACAAGAGUCCUACCAAGCAGCUCGACGCCAUACUGAGAGCCAUGGCCAGCUUUAUCGCUCACAACAUCGGCGACAAGCACGAUCCCCACCUGUGUCCGCAGAAGAUGGCGGCCUAUUACAAGGCCGUAGGUGGUGACUAUGACCACUUGUUCGUGCAGAGAGAUGACGCCUCGAUAUCGUGGAUGUGGCAAGCCACCGGCUGCCAACACAGCCUCCAGCCGACCCGUGACGCCUUCCAGCCGCCGAGCAUCCCGGCCCUGACCCCGCGCGGCUUCUCGCGCUGGCAGUCCCUCGAGAUCCUGCUCGGCCCUGACGAGCACGUCCCGUUCGUCCAGUACGCCGUCCAGAGAUGGGGCCUGCGAGACCCCGACACGGGCGAACCGUUCCCGCCUCACCUGCCCCGCGACGUGUUUCCGGCCGAGCCGGACGUCGAGAUCGACCGCUGGCACGAGGGCUGCGCAAGCAGGCUGUGGAAGGAUGCCGCCGCCGCCGGACCACCCGAGCCCGGCGGCGACAUCAGGCCCGAGAAAGACGCCGACACCCCGGGCGGCACCAGCCACGGCCACCCCAAACGAUACUCGUCCGACUCCGCCGACGACGCCCGGCCCGGCAGCCCGUCCCCGCACCUCAACGUCCGGCGCCGGCCUCACAGCCCGCCGCUGUCCUCCUCGUCAUCCGGCGGGAGGCGAUACGUCCCGGUCCCGCAGACUGCGCCGGUCACGAGCAGCGGCAACAGCAAAUCGAAGCGCCGCACCAACACCAGCCCCUUUGGCAGUCUGCGCAGCAAGGUGACCGAGACGGUGACGGGCCUCCUGUCCUCUUCGGGUGGGGGCAGCAUCCGCCGUUCCAGUAUGGACCAGCUCGCCAGGCGUGAGCGGGAGCGAGAGCGGGAGCGCGACCGUGAACGCGACCGUGACCGCGACCGUGACCGCGACCGUGACCGCGACCGCAACCGUCCCCCACGUAUGCAGCAGCGUCCUGCGCCCCCUUCCCUGCGCCACGCCUACGUCGACGUCGAUUCGGACGAGACGUCGGAUCAGGGAUCCAGCGACGACGGGACCGGUGCUUUCCGCAGAAGACAGAGCUCUCUGCGGGAUCCGAAGCGUUCCGGUGCCAGCCCCGCAGCUGCUGCCGGCGCCGGCGUCCCGCCCCCGUUCAGGGAGAGGGCGGUGCCGCGGUCAUACGACGCCGAAGAGCGGCUCGACGGCGACGGCGACGACGACGACGACGACGAGGUCGACGUGGAUAUGGGGGGCAUCGGCGCCUCGGAGCCGCAGAGGCACAGUUUUCAGGAGUAUAUCACGUCCAUCCAUCGUCCAAAGUAG
This is a messenger RNA of Geosmithia morbida, 1512 nucleotides long. RefSeq lists its product as uncharacterized. The transcript is spliced from 7 exons. Bases 1 to 1512 code for a protein of 503 amino acids. The record is from RefSeq and is a predicted model, not a curated record. NCBI's taxonomy places the organism in Eukaryota, Fungi, Ascomycota, Sordariomycetes, Hypocreales, Bionectriaceae.